AUGUCGAUAAACCACGAGCAACUAAUAACAGCUGAUUAUGCUUCAAGUCUACGACGGCAAACAACAGCAUUUUCAACCUUGGAAGACUCUAACGAGAAAUUUAAUUUUGAAGAUUUUCUGAUUAUUUUGUUAGAUACAAGCCACAGUCAUAAUGGGUACAGCUGCUUUGACAGUUUAUCACAGCUUCGUCGCAUUGUUGAUGUUUCCAGAAUAUUUGAUAAUGUACAGAAAUGUUACAAUUAUCUAUUAUCUGUUAAAAAUGAAAAGAUGUUUUUGAUCAUGGCCAAUAGUCGUAUCGACGAUAAAAUUUGGCGUCAUAUUUUCAUACUAUCACAAAUUGUACGUAUUUAUAUUCUUGAUACAAAUAUUACAUUGAACAAUAUUCUAUAUUCUUCUGUGAAAUUGAAAACAGAUCUCAAAAACCAUCAAAAAAUAUAUUAUUUUACUUGCAAACAACUAUUUUUGGCCAAGGUGCAACAGAUUGGCUCGUCCAAAAUUAUAGUCUGCCUUGACUUCAUCGAUGAUGAUAUCUUAAAACUACAUUCAUCUAACCGAGGAUUUUGCACAAUCGAUGAAUGUCUCGCUUAUAUUAUGGUAGUUGAGUCAAGCAAUGUUAUUUUGAUCGGUCUAUCUACAUGUGACAAUCUGCUAAAAUAUAUACACCGAGACAGGUAUGCGCUUAUGUUACCAUCCUUGAAUAGUAUUUAUAUACUCGACAUAUGCGAUAUAAAUAUUAGUCAAGAAAUUGAUUACUUUAUUAAUAAUGGUGACUUUUUCCUUACACUGAUUCAAGAUAUUGCGCCACGUACACAACAACGAUUGAUAUUCUCGUCAGAUAACAAAGAAAUGUCAUUACGAAGUUUAUAA
Didymodactylos carnosus is the source of this 867-nucleotide messenger RNA. The record is from the annotation of a GenBank genome assembly. Lineage: Eukaryota; Metazoa; Rotifera; Eurotatoria; Philodinida; Philodinidae.